Molecule: messenger RNA, 1744 nt
Organism: Actinia tenebrosa (Australian red waratah sea anemone)
Lineage: Eukaryota; Metazoa; Cnidaria; Anthozoa; Actiniaria; Actiniidae
Product: CCA tRNA nucleotidyltransferase 1, mitochondrial
Biological process (GO): tRNA 3'-terminal CCA addition; mitochondrial tRNA 3'-end processing
Cellular component (GO): mitochondrion
Molecular function (GO): tRNA binding; nucleotidyltransferase activity
Source: RefSeq, a predicted model, not a curated record
UCAAAAUGGCGGCGGUGUCGUAGGAAACGGGAAGCAAAAUACAGCUAAAAGAAAAUAUUUUUAUGCUCAGAACUUUCUAUAGACUUCUCCUUGGCGGAGAAACAUUUCAUCUGCAAACGUCAGUAACAAAGGAACUCAAAAAACUUUGCAUUAGGCAUUCUAAAAGACGUAUAAGUCCGCUCAAGUUCUUCCUUGACUGUCUACUCAGGUCUAAAAUGGAAGGCGAAGUUGGGAAACUUUUAUCAAGUGAAUUUAAAAGUAUCCUUACCCCAGAAGUGAAUACGCUUUUUUCGGCCUUUAUUGAUCAUGGUUAUGAGGUAAGAAUAGUUGGUGGAGCUGUUAGGGACUUACUUAAAGGAAUAAAACCAAAAGACAUGGAUUUUUCGACCAAUGCUACUCCUGACGAAAUGAUCCAUGUUUUUAAAGAUAAGAAAAUUCGCUAUAUCGAAACGGGUCUACAACAUGGAACACUAACAGCCCAUAUAAAUAAACAAGACUUUGAAGUUACUACUCUGAGAAUUGAUGUGGAGACUGAUGGUCGCCAUGCUAAAGUGAAGUACACGAAUGACUGGAAACUUGAUGCAGAGAGAAGAGAUCUCACUAUCAAUGCUAUGAGUCUAGCAUUUGAUGGGACGUUGUACGACUACUUUAACGGAAAACAAGACCUUGAACACAAUCAAGUUAGAUUUGUUGGUGAUCCAAGGCAGAGAAUAAUGGAAGAUUAUCUAAGGAUCUUGAGAUAUUUUCGAUUUUAUGGAAGAAUAGCAACAAGUCCAAACCAACACGACAAAGAAACAUUAGAUAUAAUAAAAGAUACUGCUAAAGGACUGAAGAUGAUUGCAGUGGAAAGAAUUUGGGUGGAACUGGCCAAGAUACUUGUUGGGAACCAUGCUCCUAGUUUGUUGAAACUCAUGUAUGAUCUUGAUGUUCCCAGCUACAUAGGACUUCCUGGAUACAGCGAAGAAAACAUGAAUGAAUUCUGCAGAGCUUGGAAUGAAAGCAAAAUGCAUGCACUCCAGCCUGUCACUCUACUGUGCUGUCUUGUCAACACUGAAUACGAAGCAGAGGUCUUAGCUAGAGAUUUGAAGCUGUCCAAUGCUGAAAGAAACCUUGGAAAAUUCAUAACAGAACACAGGGAUCCCAAGCAACAUGAGGAUCCAUUAAAACCAUACCUUGACAUGCUUGUGUGCAGUCCAAGUGCGCAAUCCAAAGAAACCCUCCGAGGUCACCUCAAAGAACUUUUACAUUAUCAAGGAAGGCAUGAUUUAGCAAACAAGAUUUCUACCUGGCCAAUACCAUUAUUUCCUUUAAGGGGAGACCACUUGAAGAAACUUGGAAUGAAACCAGGGCCUGAGCUCGGAAAGGCACUGAGCCAGCUGAAAGAGAUAUGGAGGGAUAGUUAUUAUGUUGCAACUGAGCAAGAUCUGAUGGAUAAAAUUCAUUCUCUUUUAAACAAGUGAUAUUCUGCCACUUUUGGUGUGAGUCUAAAAAAUAAAAAUAAAAAGAAGUACAUUCAACAUUUUUGAGCAUACCAGCUUCAAAAUGAAUAAGGUUUAUUAAGAAAUACUGUAUACCAAAAACACAUUACUCUAAUUUACACAAGCGUCAUUGUCCUAAAAAAAUACCAUAUGAUGCCCACUUUAAUGACAACAAAACUAMUGAUAAUAAUGGAUAAGAGUAUUAAUGCUAAAUAUAUGGAACUAUAAAAACAAGACACUAAAAAAAGAACAUUGAUUUUGGUAAC